Messenger RNA from Cheilinus undulatus (humphead wrasse), 2549 nucleotides. RefSeq lists its product as uncharacterized. Gene Ontology annotation, biological process: regulation of transcription by RNA polymerase II. The transcript is spliced from 5 exons. Gene Ontology annotation, molecular function: DNA-binding transcription factor activity, RNA polymerase II-specific; RNA polymerase II cis-regulatory region sequence-specific DNA binding. The record is from RefSeq and is a predicted model, not a curated record. The coding region runs from base 238 to 1674 and encodes 478 amino acids. NCBI's taxonomy places the organism in Eukaryota, Metazoa, Chordata, Actinopteri, Labriformes, Labridae.
AGGGUGUUCAACAUGAGUCCGGUCCUGCUCAAGGUUUCUGUCUGUCUUCAAGCUCCGCCUCGUCAUGUCCGCUUCCUCUCUGUGUUUUUACGCGCCUGCGCCAGGAUGAGCCACGCCCCUUCAGUCUGCAAGCCAUGUGGCUUUUAAUAGCAAAAAACAAACUACGCUUCGCUUAAACUGUCGUUUUCGGACAUUUCCCCUUUAAACCUUCACGUCUGCACAGCCAAAGCAGCCGCCAUGUCUGCGGGUGGUGCGAACCUACAGGCGCAGGUGGAGUCAGUGCUGGGAGCGCUGGUCAAAGCGGCCACGGUGGAGUUGACCAAACUGUUCGAGAGCAGGUACCGAGCCUCGGCGUUGGAUGGGAGGUCGGGCCCCAUUGAGGACAGAAAGGAAAACGAAACACUGGAGACCCUGAGUGGGUUGUUUACGCAGAAGACUAAACGCAGCAUCGGGGUGCAAGUGGACGAGGACAUCUACGUGCCGCUUUGUGGGCCCACUCUCCUCUCAGAUGGGGAUUGUUUGAAGGACUGCGAGGAGGUGGAGGUGGUGGUGGAGGGAUGCCUCAUUCCCUCAGAAAUCCUCCUGGCUGGAGAUAAUGGACAAGUUGACCCCGAGUGGUCUUUACUGAGAGGACAGAGUGUAGUGGAGAGCGUGGAUAUGGUGGAGCCUAACGAGUCUGAAGCAGAGACAACAGCUGGAAGUGAUCCUCAAACAGACAUAUUAAAUGCCUCUUCAGAGACAUCAACAGAGCCACUGAGACAAGGAGGUUCCCCAACCAAACAGAAGCCUCUCAUCAUUCAGCCAGACAUCAGUGAUGUUGUUUCUGGGGAGAAGGUGAAGUUUGUUUGCCCUCUGAUCCUAAAACCAGAGUCUCCAGCUCCAAAACCAGACAGCUCAGAGCUGCUUGUUCAACCCGAGCCCCAGCCUGCCCAAGUCAGCACCGCCAAGGGCACCGCCUACAGUCCUUCCCCGUUUGAUGGAGCUGUGACUCCUUCUCCUACAAAGGUUUGGGAGAAGAUCCACUCACCAAAGAAAAACAACCUCCACCUGAAACUGAAAGUGACCUCUCCUGAUGAAAAGCUGAAGUGUCCCUGUGAGGUUCAACUUGUGGAUGUGCUCACACUGUCUGAGUCUAAGAUGAAGCUUCAGGAUGAUGUUAAAGGUCAGGAUGCCAAACACAAAACUGACCGCGCUCUGCCUAAAGACCUCCGUCGCCACCAAGGUCUUCACACAGGCCAUCGUAUGUGCUGCUUCACCUCCUGUGGAAAUGGUGUUUGGCGUCUACAGAAGGUGGUCACACACUCCCGCGAUGGAUACAUGUGCAACAUCUGUAAGAAAACGUUCAAGCGGAGGAAGAUUUUGCGUCGACACGAGCGCUUCCACACUGGAGAAAAACCAUACUCCUGCUCCAUAUGUUCGAAAACUUUUGCCCUGAGGAAGAGCCUCCGCCGCCACCUUAGGUUCCACACGGGGGAGAGGCCGCACAUCUGCACACAGUGCAACAAAAGCUUCCGUCUGCGAGACAACCUGAAAGCACACCUGAGGUUUCACACAGGAGAAAAGCCGUUCAGCUGCUCCACCUGUGGAAAGAUGUUCAGGAUCAUGAAGAACCUGGAGAAACACAAGUGUGACUUUGCCUUUGUUCCUUCUUUCAGGACGAUCGCCGGCUUGUAGCUGUGGGAGAAGUGGCUUGUUGUGGUGGUUAACACCAUUCUCUACCUCAAACUGAAAACACUUGUAGAAGUGACUUUUGUGCAAAGUUAAGAAAAGUAAACUUAGAGCCAAUAGAGAUUGAGAUUUUAUCCUGCUCAACCAUAUCAUCUGAUCAUUCCUCAAAUGUUAUAAAAAGGCUCUCAUAAUGGGGCUUUCACUGAGACAGGGGCAUUUUUAUGCAAACAUCUAUUCUUGAUGAAUGUGAUUUUUAUAAAUACAUUUUCUUAUGUUUGUGGACAGAUAUAGUGAGAGGUGCAGUGAGCAAAGCUGUGUAACUUCUCAACACUUUGUAGCAUUAAACCCUCUGAGAAACAAAAACUCAGCCUGUCAGGAAUCCCCUACACCUGGCACUGCUAACCCGCUAUACUACAUAUAUUUUAAAGUUCUCUCUCCCAAAGCCUUUUCUGUCUUGUGAAUGGUUUUUGCAUGUAUCAGUAAAAUACAUUGAUUUACACUAAUAAAGAUUUAGGUAAUACAUUAUUUUUUAUGAUUACAUGUCCCCAACUGCCAACCUUUUCUGUUUCAAAGUGAUGUUUAAAGUACUUCCUUAAUGUGUGUUUUUAUCUUUGUUUUAUAAACCUUUUUUUUUUCUACUUUACAUUUAUCACUUUUAAAGGUGUUUUGUUUUCAGCUUGUGAUGUUUGAAUGUAUAAUGACUACUAUGUUCCCUAAACCUAGAUGUCUAAAAAUUAUCUGUGCUGACUGAUAGAAAAAAAAUCUGGUUCUAGUGAAAAAGCUUUUUUUAAGGAGACUCUUACCGUGAUUGUAAAACAUAUCGACUUUUUUUGUCUUAGUAAAAUGUUUUUAUACUUAAUAAAUAUACUCUACAUUAACAA